AUGACACUGCUGCCAAUGAGAGUGAAAAUCAGAGAAACACAGUGUGUGCGUAGGGGGACUAAAUGUAGAUGGUAUAAAGACAAAGGUGGCACAGAGCUGACAAUUGGGGCACUCAACAGUGUCGCAGAUACUACAGAUGCUACAGAUGAUACUACAGAUACUAUAGCUGAUACUACAGAUACUACAGCUGAUUCUACAGAUGAUACUACAGAUACUACAGCUGAUUCUACAGAUGAUACUACAGAUACUACAACUGAUUCUACAGAUGAUACUACAGAUACUACAGCUGAUUUUACAGAUGAUACUACAGAUACUACAGCUGAUUCUACAGAUGAUACUACAGAUACUACAGCUGAUUCUACAGAUACUUCAGCUGAUUCUACAGCUGAUUCUACAGAUACUACAGAUGAUACUACAGAUACUACAGAUGAUACUACAGAUACUACAGCUGAUUCUACAGAUACUACAGAACUUAGCACACAUAAAAUGUAG
Mizuhopecten yessoensis (Yesso scallop) is the source of this 492-nucleotide messenger RNA. Its product is annotated as papilin-like. The transcript has 2 exons. Lineage: Eukaryota; Metazoa; Mollusca; Bivalvia; Pectinida; Pectinidae. The record is from RefSeq and is a predicted model, not a curated record. The coding region runs from base 1 to 492 and encodes 163 amino acids.